UCAUCUCUAUCUCAUUUGCAACAGACGAGGGUUGACUGCAUCAAAGGAUAUCACUGUUGUUUAUUUUUCUUCUGGUGAAAUCAACGGAUCAGGUGACACCAUGAGCAAAGUCCAGGGCGGGAUGAAAUGCGUGAAAUAUCUGCUAUUUGUAUUCAAUUUCAUCUUCUGGUUGUCAGGCCUCCUGGUUUUGGCAGUGGGUCUAUGGCUCAGGUUUGACCCGGGGACUGUGGACCUGCUCACUGGAGAUGGCGCCCCAGACACCUUCUUUAUAGCGGUGUACAUUCUUCUGGGGGCUGGAGGUCUCAUGAUGGUGGUUGGAUUCUUUGGAUGUUUUGGAGCUGUAAGGGAGUCGCAGUGUCUUCUAGCUUCAUUUUUUGCAUGCCUUCUGAUCAUCUUUGGAGCCGAGAUUGCAGCGGGUGUGUUUGGUUUUAUCAACAAAGAACAGAUUGUUGAGGAAGUUCAGAAGUUUUACAGCAGUUCUAUCACCGACAACACCAAUGGGAAUGGCACUGUAAUAGCAAAUAUUUAUCACAAAACACUGGACUGCUGUGGAGGCUCUACACCUGAUCCAUCUCUGUGUCCUGAAGAGGCAGACAAAAAGGAUUGUCUAACUGCAAUUACAGACUUCUUCAAUUCAAAGCUGCAUAUUAUUGGCUACAUUGGAAUUGGUAUAGCUGGCGUGAUGAUUAUUGGUAUGAUCUUCAGUAUGGUUCUCUGUUGUGCCAUAAGGAACAGCAGGGAGGUCAUAUAGGAGUCAUGGCCCCCACUAGGCCCUUUAAUUUGAAAUGGCUGCAAAAGUUUGAAUUACAUUUGACUGAUAGAUAUAAAGUACAUUUUGGACCAAAUAGGAAGCAAUACACUGGACACCAGCACAAAACUAGGAUACAACCAUAAUUCUUUUACACAAAUCUUUUUUUUUCUUUUUUACAUAAAAGUUAGUAUCCUUCUGACACAUUCCUGAGUGUUCAGCAUCUUUCUGUCAAACUGCAGUGCCUCUCAACAGCUACACAACACUACACACAAACGAAGCCUUUUUUGAACAAGACGAAUGUUGAAACUUGUAAAUAUAAACUGUUAUAUAAAAUGUGUUACAUGCUCAUACUUGCUACUUCAAAGCAAAAUGACAUAGGCCUUUUGUUAAUUAAACCACAUAAAUGUGCUUAGUGUAAUGUUUUGAGGACUAGCCUCCCUUUGCAGAACAAACUGUGCCUGUUAAUCCACAAAGAUAUGCCUCCAGCUACUGCACUUUUAUCCUUUCCAUGUGAUUGUAUACGUGCUUGUUUGUCACCACUUACAUAUUUACUGACGCACAAUGAGGCAGUGUAGACUUAAUUUUCACACCCAGAUAGUAGGGAGGGCGGGGUCUUAUGAUAAACUGUCAAUUUGUAAAUCCUCCAGGUAAUUUUUAAGUUAUGAGCUCAUGGGAGCAUGAUGUGUUCUGUACUGUGACACUUACUCACUGUUUGAAUCUCUGUGGUGUACAUAUUAUUGUUGGAGUGAUACAUUUUGUCUAGUAUAACAUGGUUUGAACACAUUUUAACUCCAAUUAAAGUAUGGUGCUUUAA
Boleophthalmus pectinirostris (great blue-spotted mudskipper) is the source of this 1565-nucleotide messenger RNA. It is a transcript of the gene tspan2a, whose product is annotated as tetraspanin 2a. NCBI's taxonomy places the organism in Eukaryota, Metazoa, Chordata, Actinopteri, Gobiiformes, Gobiidae. The transcript has 8 exons. Bases 101 to 751 code for a protein of 216 amino acids. The record is from RefSeq and is a predicted model, not a curated record. Gene Ontology annotation, cellular component: membrane.